Messenger RNA from Durio zibethinus, 465 nucleotides. RefSeq names its product anther-specific protein BCP1-like. Lineage: Eukaryota; Viridiplantae; Streptophyta; Magnoliopsida; Malvales; Malvaceae. The record is from RefSeq and is a predicted model, not a curated record.
UCACAGCGAAGAAAUCCAACCAAACAAAAAAAUAUGGCGCGCCAAGUCGUUGUUCUUGCUUUGGUCUUAAUUGCCCUUGUCGGGCUGGUUUCCGCUGACACUCCUGCGUCUGCCAAUGCUACUCCUAAGAGCAGUAGUACUAAUGCAUCCUCCCCAAGCAGCCAGGGAGGCACCGAGGCCGCCGCCGCACUCGCCGAUGAUGAUGCCAUUGGGAACACUGAUGAAGCGGAUGCACCCUCUAAUAGUACUGGUGGAGAUGCUAGUCUUGCUGUUGAAGGCCCUAUUGGCAGUGAGGAUGCAGCUAACAGUGCUGCUGGCACUGCUCAGCCUCCUAGCAGUGGUGCAACCGCCCUUGGGUUCUCAGCAGUCGCUGGAGCUGCUGCUAUUGCUGGCUACUUCGUCUUCUAAAUUUAGUUCCACUUAAUGUUGCAGCAGCUUUUCUAGUUUUGGUCUGAGAAAAGCUGU